Brachypodium distachyon (stiff brome) is the source of this 2243-nucleotide messenger RNA. RefSeq names its product probable glycerol-3-phosphate dehydrogenase [NAD(+)] 2, cytosolic. Gene Ontology annotation, biological process: carbohydrate metabolic process; glycerol-3-phosphate catabolic process. Bases 541 to 1932 code for a protein of 463 amino acids. Gene Ontology annotation, cellular component: glycerol-3-phosphate dehydrogenase (FAD) complex; cytosol. NCBI's taxonomy places the organism in Eukaryota, Viridiplantae, Streptophyta, Magnoliopsida, Poales, Poaceae. Gene Ontology annotation, molecular function: glycerol-3-phosphate dehydrogenase [NAD(P)+] activity; NAD binding. The record is from RefSeq and is a predicted model, not a curated record. The transcript is spliced from 5 exons.
GCAGACCUGGGCUGAGAGAUGCGCAACGUUUGGCGAAAUCCGAGACCGUCACCAACGUUUGGCGUCCGUCACCGAGUAAAAUCUGCACUCCGAUGCGAGUGCCGACCUCGAGAUCCUCGGACCCCCGUCCGUCCUUUCUUUAGCUCCUGCUACUUUCCACCCACCAAGCUGCCACCUCCCGUCCCGCGGUGGUGAUCCCAGUAAAAUCAUCCUUCGAUCCCCAACGCCCGGCCGGAGACGCGAAACUGAAACCGCGCCCACCAACCAGCGAGACCCUCCCAAGGGCCGGCGGCCCCCGCCUCGGUCUCUCCGGCCGGCCGAUUGCUCGCGUCACCUCGUCGUAAAUUCGGCGGCCAAACCCACGACGGCAUAUCGUAUCGCGGCGUCCUUGUCCCGUCUUCUCCCCGGUUGGUUAUAGCUUGCCUGCCCAUCCUUGGAACGUGUCAGGGAGGUUAUGCAGUAGCUUGUGCGGCUGGGCUUCGUUUUUUGCUUUCGACGACAAGGGAAGGGGGAGGGAAGGGAAAGAGGAGGGAGGGAGCAAUGGGCGGAGCGGAGGACGCGCCGAACGGGCACGCCCCCGCCAAUGGGGGCGUGGAGGAGAAGGUGGACGAGCUGCGGCGCCUCAUGGGCAAGGCGGACGGCGACCCGCUCCGGAUCGUCGGCGUCGGGGCCGGGGCCUGGGGCAGCGUCUUCUGCGCGCUCCUGCAGGACGCCUACGGCCACCUCCGCGACAAGGUGCAGCUCCGCAUCUGGCGCCGCCCGGGCCGCGCCGUCGACCGCGCCACCGCCGAGCACCUCUUCGAGGUCAUCAACGCCCGCGAGGACGUCCUGCGCCGCCUGAUCCGCCGCUGCGCAUACCUCAAGUACGUCGAGGGCCGGCUCGGCGACCGCACCCUCUACGCCGACGAGAUACUCAGGGACGGCUUCUGCCUCAACAUGAUCGACACGCCGCUCUGCCCGCUCAAGGUCGUCACCAACCUGCAGGAGGCCGUCUGGGACGCUGACAUUGUCAUCAACGGCCUGCCGUCCACGGAGACCAGGGAUGUGUUUGGGGAGAUUGGGAGGUACUGGAAGGAGAGGGUUAAUGACCCAGUCAUCAUCUCCCUCACCAAAGGGAUAGAAGCGUCCCUGGAUCCGGUGCCGCGGAUCAUAACGCCCACACAGAUGAUUAGCAAUGCAACUAGGGUUCCAUUGGAUAAUAUUCUGUAUCUUGGUGGCCCUAACAUUGCCUCUGAAAUAUAUAAUAAAGAAUACGCUAAUGCUCGUAUUUGUGGAACCGACAAGUGGAGGAAACCUCUUGCUAAGUUUUUGAGGCAGCCUCACUUCAUUGUGUGGGAUAAUAGUGAUCUCAUCACUCACGAAGUCAUGGGAGGUUUGAAGAAUGUAUACGCCAUUGGUGCUGGUAUGGUGGCAGCAUUAACCAAUGAGAGUGCAACCAGCAAGUCCGUUUACUUUGCACUUUGCACAUCUGAAAUGAUCUACAUCACCCACCUUCUGGAAGAAGAACCUGAAAAACUUGCUGGCCCAUUGUUAGCUGACACCUACGUCACAUUGUUGAAAGGUCGAAAUGCAUGGUAUGGUCAUAAGUUAGCUAAAGGGGAAUUGACUCUAGAAAUGGGUGAUAGCAUAAAAGGCAAAGGGACAAUUCAGGGUGUCUCUGCAGUCGAUGCAUUUUAUAAACUCCUCAGUCAGGAUAGUUUGAGUGUAAUGCAUCCAGAAGGCAACAAAUCUGUUGCGCCGGUUGAGAUGUGCCCCAUCCUGAAAAGACUUUAUAAAAUUUUGAUCAAGAGGGAACUUCCUACUGAGUCAAUUCUUCAGGCUAUAAGAGACGAGUCGAUGUAUGAUCCACGUGAAAGAAUUGAGAUGGCGCAGGGCCACUCACUUUACCGACCAUCAAUUCUUGGUCAACCACACGGGGUCGCGAAAGCCUAGGACAGAUUUUCCUUUCCUUUCCCUUCUUUCUCGUAGUUUUAGACGUUUUCGAAGCUUUAUGUGCUCUUAUGCAUGCUGUUGUACCAUUGGUAAGUUAAAUGAAGAUUUUUAAUUGGUUGUUUUAAGGAAGACCUGUUUAGCGUGUUAGUAGCUUGAUGUGUUUCACGCCAAUCUGGCAAUCUUGUGUAUAUAGAAAGUUUGCUGAUUUAAUAAUUGUAAUCAUGUAUCGUGUUCCAAAUGGAAAAACGAUCCAAUCAUAUACUCCCUCUAUGUGUUUCAAAUGCAGCCUUGUUCAGAACUUCAGAUGUGUA